CACAACACAGAUCGAGCAAGUACAUUAGUACGGAGUAGUAGGCUAGUAGCUUACAAAGCUGAUCAGAUCGAUGGCAGCUGCCCUCGUUGUUGGGCUCCUCGCCGUGCUUGUCGCGCAUGGCGCCCGCGCGCAGCCAGCGAACCACACCUCCUCCGCCGUCCGCCAACUCCGCGGCUCCGGCGGCGGCUGGCUCCCGGCCAAGGCCACCUGGUACGGCGCGCCCAACGGCGCCGGCCCCGACGACAACGGUGGCGCGUGUGGGUUCAAGGGCACCAACCAGUACCCCUUCAUGUCCAUGACGUCGUGCGGCAACCAGCCCCUGUUCAAGGACGGCCAGGGCUGCGGCGCAUGCUACGAGGUAAAGUGCACCAGUAAGAACAACCCCGCCUGCUCCGGCCAGCCCAAGCGGGUGAUGAUCACGGACAUGAACUACUACCCGGUGGCCAAGUACCACUUCGACCUCAGCGGCACCGCGUUCGGCGCCCUGGCGAGGCCGGGCCUCAACGACAAGCUCCGCCACGCCGGCAUCAUCGACAUCCAGUUCCGGAGGGUGCCCUGCGACCACCGGGGGCUCACCAUCAACUUCCACGUGGAGCAGGGCUCCAACCCCGUCUACCUCGCGGUGCUGGUCGAGUACGCCAACAAGGCAGGGACCGUGCUGCAGAUGGACCUCCGCGAGUCCGGCUCGCGCUACUGGACCCCGAUGCGGCGCUCCUGGGGCUCCGUCUGGCGCCUGGACUCCAACCACCCGCUGAGGGCGCCCUUCUCGCUGCGCAUCCGCGGCGAGCCCCGCAAGCCGCUCGUGGCCUACAACGUCAUCCCGGCCAACUGGAGGCCCAACACCGACUACCGCUCCUACGUCCAGUUCAACUGAGCGCAUGACGAUGAUCAUUCUGUAGGCAUACAUUGCUGGUUCGGUUGUUGAUUUAUUUGUCUUUAAUUUGUGCGGGCACUUGGGAGGCGUGGGAAAUGGAGGAGGCAAAGUGUUUUAUACAUAUGUGCUCUCCCGCCCACCGCCCAAAGUGUGUGCAAGUACAACUGGUGUGCGUCCGAUUACUAGAGUGAUAUACUGUAGUGUGUAACCAAAUCACGAGGUUAUGCAUCGUCAAUGGAUUUAUUAAUAACUACUUUGCCGAUCACAUGUUUCUGAUUA
Messenger RNA from Panicum hallii, 1153 nucleotides. RefSeq names its product expansin-B2-like. The record is from RefSeq and is a predicted model, not a curated record. The transcript has 3 exons. NCBI's taxonomy places the organism in Eukaryota, Viridiplantae, Streptophyta, Magnoliopsida, Poales, Poaceae. Gene Ontology annotation, cellular component: extracellular region. Gene Ontology annotation, biological process: sexual reproduction. Bases 71 to 874 code for a protein of 267 amino acids.